Messenger RNA from Nematocida parisii ERTm1, 496 nucleotides. RefSeq names its product zinc finger protein. The record is from RefSeq and is a predicted model, not a curated record. The coding region runs from base 1 to 480 and encodes 159 amino acids. Gene Ontology annotation, molecular function: metal ion binding; RNA binding. The transcript has a single exon. Lineage: Eukaryota; Fungi; Microsporidia.
AUGGAGAUUAAGUUUGACUUUGAUAGCUGGAUAAGAAACACACUCGGCCUAGUAGAGAUAGACAGAACCAAAAGACAGGACAAUGCCAUAGUCUGCAAGCACUGGCUGAGAGGGCUCUGCAAGAAAGGCGACGUGUGCGAGUUUCUUCACGUAUAUGCACUGGACAAAAUGCCGGAGUGCUGGUUUUUCUCAAAGUAUGGAGAGUGCAGCAACCAAGACUGCCUCUUCCUGCACAUUGACCCAAACAGCAAGAGUAAAGAAUGCAUCUGGUACAACAGAGGAUUCUGUCGGCACGGAAAUAGUUGCCGUAAUAAGCACUAUAAAAAGCGAAUGUGCUUCAAUUACGAAGCAGGCUUCUGUCCCCUUGGGAAAGGCUGUCCAUACGGCCAUCCAAAGUUUGAAAUAAUCACAGCCGAGUACCAGAGAGCAGAGCAGCAGAAUUCUGUGAUAUCCAAGCCAACCACCCUUCUUACUAAUUAAUAAAUUCAACGGCAGG